AUGGCCGGAAUUGACUCGUUGUUCGGACCAAUGCUAAUUGGUGUAUGCUUAAACUCCAUGCUAUACGGUUUGCUCAUUUUGCAGACAUAUACGUACUACCAGACACGCAAGGAUUACGGCAGGCCAUUUCUUGACUAUCUGGUCCUCUAUCUCCUGUUCAUGGAGACGCUUAACACGGCGUUUGAUAUCGCUUUGAUAUAUGAGCCGUUGAUAUUGCGUUACGGAACCGAAGAAGCUGUCAAGUUUGUACCAUUGAUGUUGAUUGCGGAUCCCAUUGUAAUGGCUUUCAUAUCAACACCGAUCCAGCUCUUCUUUGCUCGGCGGAUAUAUAUCAUCAGUGGUUCUAUGCUAAUCGUGGCACCAAUACUAUUCUUCGCGUUUUGUUCACUCACCGGCGCAAUCGCUGCUACCAUAUGUACAGCGAUCAUUCGCGAGUUCGCAAGGCUCCAGGAGUUGAAGGGUGCGAUCAUGACGUGGCUCUUCUCAUCGGCAAUAGCGGACAUUAUCAUCACGACCAGUCUGCUGGUGCACUUGUAUCGCAAAAAGACGGGCGUCAAGGCCACUGACGACAUGAUCAAUAAGAUAAUGCGGUUUACGCUUCAAACGGGUCUGCUUACGAGCAUCUUUGCCUCCCUCGAUGUUAUACUUUUCAUCGCCAUCCCUGACACCGCAUAUAACUUUGCCUUGGACUUUCCCCUUUCGAAGCUUUACACGAACUCAUUGUUAUCAAGUUUAAACGCCCGGGUUGAGUACGAAAAAAUGAAGGUGGACCAUCUGUCCGUUGGUAAUACUACAGGGGCUGAGGGCUUGGAAUUCCGACAAUUUAGCUCGCCACAAACGCACGUGCCCCCGGGCACCUUUCAACGACUCCGUCGGGGAGGAGCGACCGACUUGCAGCAGAUUCCUGGUGAGACCCAGCAAGACCCAGCGAGCCCUGGGGGCCGUUCUGAUUUCAAAGUGGAUCUGGGCUUGGAUGGGGGAAGUACACCGGCAUAG
Molecule: messenger RNA, 996 nt
Organism: Pleurotus ostreatus (oyster mushroom)
Lineage: Eukaryota; Fungi; Basidiomycota; Agaricomycetes; Agaricales; Pleurotaceae
Exons: 18
Coding region: 1-996 (331 amino acids)
Source: RefSeq, a predicted model, not a curated record